UUGUGGUCAGUUUGAUGAACAGGAUAAGGAACUUAAGACACACCCCGCCUCAUUGCAUUAAAAGCACCCUGACUGGAGCACAGCUCAGUUGCGGAUAUUGCAGAGUAACAGCAACACGCACCAUGAAGAACUUCACUUUGAUAGCAGCUUUGAGUCUCUGCAGCAUUAGUUGGAUCUCUGCCUCAGUCUCUCAGUAUCAAACUGUGGAGGCUCAGCCUGGUGAAGAAGUCACACUGCAGUGCAACAACAUUUCAAAAUAUGAUACUCAAACAUUCUGGUUCAGAUUGAUCAACAGAACCAAGAUCAGCUGCGUUGUUGUUAUCUAUAGAAAUGGAGGCAAAGUUACAGUCUGUGAUGGAUAUGAAGAAGGGAAAUUUGAAAUGAAAUCCAACAACUCCACUGUCUUUCUCAACAUCAAAAAAGUGGAUUCAUCUGACUCUGGACUAUACUACUGUGGAUUUAUGAUAAGCGGCACUCCAAUUUUGACCGCCAUACAUUUAAAAGUUAAUGGCAGCGAUGAGCCACAUGAUGAUGACAGGGAGGGUAAAGGAGAGUUUGACGGAAUAGCAAUGCUGACAAGUGUGAUCCUGGGUGCUCUGACUGUUGUCCUUGUACUGGUCAUCUUUGGUCUGGUUGUUGAAAACAGUAAACUUCAGACAGCUGUUAAGGAAGACCAGAAUACAGAGAGAAGAGGAGAGAAUCUGAUCUCUGAUCAGCUGAAGGAUGCAGCCCUGAGUUUUACCCAACAUCAGUAAGAAGCAGGAGGCCUGCAUCAGAGAGAGAAGUGGAGACUCGAGUCAUUUAUACUGCCAGCAGACAGACUCAGAGGGGUUCAGAAUUCAACUGAUGCUUUUAUCAUGUUAAAACUGCUGUUGUGUUCUUUGUUGGGUGGGAGGAGUGAACAUUUUAUUAUUGCAAAAACUUCAAAUAACCAAAUGACUAAAUAGCUGACUUUUCAAGUGCUUUUACUAUCAUGUCCUCCUGGUUUUGUCUGACCUUGUGACUGUCCAGAUGGACUAUUGUUAGAUAGAGGGAUACAGCAGCGGAGGAGUGAGUGAGGCUCACCUCACUUGCUUGACAGGAAGAGGCUGCACAGUGUGGUCUGAGGGGAAAAACCAUGAGGUCUGUUAGAUCAACACGUUGUGGGAAUGAUGUCUGAACUAUAGCAGUUACUGUUUUUGAAAGAUUAGGGUUAGGGUUAACAUCAAUGUGGAGACAUUUCAACUGUCACAUGCUUGAAUUGAAAAAUAAAAUCUAUUUUUAAAAGA
Messenger RNA from Acanthopagrus latus (yellowfin seabream), 1268 nucleotides. RefSeq lists its product as uncharacterized. Gene Ontology annotation, biological process: response to bacterium. The coding region runs from base 15 to 755 and encodes 246 amino acids. The transcript has 6 exons. The record is from RefSeq and is a predicted model, not a curated record. NCBI's taxonomy places the organism in Eukaryota, Metazoa, Chordata, Actinopteri, Spariformes, Sparidae.